Messenger RNA from Entrophospora sp. SA101, 915 nucleotides. NCBI's taxonomy places the organism in Eukaryota, Fungi, Glomeromycota, Glomeromycetes, Entrophosporales, Entrophosporaceae. The record is from the annotation of a GenBank genome assembly.
AUGAAAGAGAGGCUUGAGCGAUUAAAGCAACUCAGAUUAAGAAAGGAUGACGCAGAACAAGCAAAUAGGAAAGAUCUUUACGAAGAGCAUCAACGUAAAAAAACUAAUCCCAAAGAACUUAUUCACAUACAAAGAUUAAGAGAAGAAGCAGAAAAAUUACAAGAAAGACAGGAAGCAAUAGAAAAUGGAGAAGAUUAUGAACGAAAGAAGUUUUGGGAGUACUCAGCAGAAGCUGUAGAAAAAUGGGAAAAGAAACAACAAAAGAAAUUGAAAAGGUCUAAUAUUGCUUUUACGGAUUAUAAUCAAGUUGCACAAAAAAAAUAUAAACGUAUGAUUAAUGAAUUUACACCAGAUAUUACAGGCUAUAAUGAAAAAAAGGCAUUGGCAAUGGCAUCAGCAAGUCAAAUUACAACAGCAGAUGGAGAAGUUGUUGUUGUUGAUGCUGAUUCAAGUUUUUUCAGAGACGCCAAUUCAUUACAAUAUGCAUCUUUAGAUACUAGUCCUAGUCGAGAAGCUGUCGAUAAAGUUGUUAAUGAUGUUAAAAAACAAAUUGAAAAACGAGAUAAAUUUUCACGGCAAAAACCAAUCAACGAAGAAGAAGAUAUUACAUAUAUUAAUGAACGUAAUAGAAGAUUUAAUGAAAAGAUUGCCAGGUUCUAUGAUAAAUAUACUCAAGAAAUCAGAGAGAACUUUGAACGUGGUACUGCGUCUUCUCCAUACGAUCCAUACAUACCUAAGGAGGGUGCUGCUGGUGGUCCACCUUCAAAAACUUUAGAAAUUCAAAAAAAAAUAGACGAGACUGUAGAAGUUAUGCGUGAUAACCUUAAAUCUGUUGCUGAAAGAGGAGUGAAAUUAGAUACUUUACAAGAUAAAACUGGUAAAGAAUUUAUGUUAGAGAGUAAAGAAAUACUUUAA